Molecule: messenger RNA, 941 nt
Organism: Gastrolobium bilobum
Lineage: Eukaryota; Viridiplantae; Streptophyta; Magnoliopsida; Fabales; Fabaceae
Exons: 5
Coding region: 127-537 (136 amino acids)
Biological process (GO): regulation of transcription by RNA polymerase II
Cellular component (GO): NuA4 histone acetyltransferase complex; nucleus
Source: RefSeq, a predicted model, not a curated record
CCGAACAAAAAACAGAGCGUGUUAUGUUCUUUACCGUUCGCGCAGGUGAAUUGAUCAGAAAAAUCACUACCCCAUUGUGAAAAUUAUUGUGGAAAUCAGUUUGAGGAUCAUAAAUUGAAGAAAUAGAUGAGUAGUGGUGGAGGAGCUGCCAAACCCAAAGAAGAGGAACAAGAUGGCAUGUCUGUACACUCUCCCUGCAAGCCUCCUCCUUCCUCCGCUUCCUCUCUCUCCAAGGAGCAAACCCAGGUUGAAUUGGAGCUGAAAUUGUUGGAAGCUCUUGAAAUUUAUCCUCCAAUAAAACUACAAGGAAUACAUCGUCACUUUGUACUUUAUGGUCUGAUGGAAUUUAUGAGGAGGAGUUUUGACAGACACUUCUCAUCUGAGGAGGUCCUUCAAUUGCUGGAUCGAUUCUACAACUUAGAAAUGCUGUGGUUUAUCUUUCUCCCUCAGAAAACAGAUGAUGAAGAGAUCGAAUUGCUUAAUCAUGAAGAAGAUUUCUGCUUGCCUCCGAAUUACUUUAUCAAGGAGGAAUCCUGAGCAACAAUUUUUAGAGUACAUAUAUUUUCAUUUGAACCAUGUUUCACCUUUUGAUUUGUAAAGCUGGUUAUUCCAUUCUUCCAUUCCCCUCUCCCCACAUUUUGGGCUAGAUCAUGCUUUGGUAGUGGUUAUUAUCACGGAUAUUUUUUAAGUUGUGGUAGUUCUUAUCAAAGUCAUCAAAUACGGAUUGUGGCAUGUCGCGGCCAAUCUCGAAAAACUCUAUAGUGGGUUGCGGUUGUGAAAAUAUUAGAAUAGAUAUAUGACAGAAAUAAUGACAAAAAGAAACAUUUUUUAAAGGUAAAGAUAGCAGAAGUGACAGAGAGACACAGAUGGACUAAAAAACCCUUAAAAUUGUUCUGUUACACAUUUAAAUUUAAGACAAAAUUGACAUUUUUUCUUAUGAC